Aspergillus pseudotamarii is the source of this 1378-nucleotide messenger RNA. RefSeq names its product SDR family oxidoreductase. The transcript has a single exon. Bases 341 to 1378 code for a protein of 345 amino acids. The record is from RefSeq and is a predicted model, not a curated record. NCBI's taxonomy places the organism in Eukaryota, Fungi, Ascomycota, Eurotiomycetes, Eurotiales, Aspergillaceae. Gene Ontology annotation, molecular function: oxidoreductase activity, acting on the CH-OH group of donors, NAD or NADP as acceptor.
GCCGUUAAGCCUCUUGGCUCGAGAUGGAGCGAUUUAUGCCGUUCGAACUUCUGAAACACGAAGUCUUAAGUCCGUUUGUUUCCUGAAUUUGCAGCCUUGGCAACCCUUUUAAGGGUAAAUGGCUCCAGUUUAUGCGAUGCAGAGAUCGGCGGGUUGGUUUAUAAGCGAGAGUAGUUUAUUUGAAAUAUUGAGAUAAGCAACCAACUUCUUGAUACCAGGCCGUUCAACUCUCGACAUAUAUAAAGGGUCCAGCAUCCUUAAUACGAUUCAUAGAGCAGAACAGCACACCAAGUUCACUCGAUUGAAUCAGGCAUCGAGCUCUCCCUACUUCCUCUCCACAAUGCAGCCACCCAAAACCAUUCUUGUGACAGGAGCUUCCGGCUUCGUGGCUGCUCAUAUCAUUGAAGCCUUUAUCUCCGCAGGUUAUCAUGUCCGAGGCACAGUUCGCUCUGAAGCUACAGCGGAGAAGGUCAAGCGUAUCUUUUCACGACACAACCGACAGCUAAGCUUUGCCAUUGUCCCUGACAUUGUCAAGGACGGUGCCUUCGACGAAGCAGUCAAAGGUGUCGAUGGAAUCAUGCAUACGGCUUGUCCCGGCGCGAUCGAAACAGACAAUAACGAGCGGGAUAUUGUGCAACCUGCUAUCAAAGGAACUAUCAAUAUCCUCAAGUCCGCUCAUAAGCACGCACAUCAGGUCAAACGCAUAGUCAUCACGUCUUCCUUCGCUUCCAUGAUCGACAUGUCUAAAGGUACCUGGCCCGGUCAUGUGUACUCCGAGAAAGACUGGAAUCCCAUGACAUACGAGCAGGCUAUAAGUGAAGGCACCUCCAGUGUGCAAGCGUAUCUUGCCGCGAAAAAGGUCGCGGAGCGUGCUGCGUGGGACUUUGUCAGAGAUGAGAGUACUUCUUUUGAUCUCGUGACUAUCUUGCCGCCUAUGAUCUAUGGCCCCAAUAUCAACGCCACCCAUGUGUCACAGUUGAAUAUUACCUCGGCUGAUGUAUACCGGUUGAUGUCUCCGGAUUCAAAGCCAACUGACGCCAUACCUGACAAUGGCUUCUGGUCUUGGGUUGAUGUACGAGAUGUUGCGCAGGCCCAUUUGAGAGCUUACGAAGUUUCGGAAGCUGGGGGCGAGCGGUUCUUUAUCUGUGCUGGAAAUUAUAGUUAUCAGCAAAUCGCAGAUAUUUUGCGAGAGAAGGUCCCUGAAGUGAAGGAUCGCGUACCUCUCGGAAAGCCUGGGUCGGGUCUCGGAGGCGUUGAGUUAUAUACCUCUGAUGCCGGGAAGUCCCAGAGAAUACUUGGACUUCGUUAUCGUGGUCUUGAGGAGAGUGUUAUCGAGUCGGCUUAUUCCUUUUUGAAGCUGGAGAAACAGUUGAACUGA